Mya arenaria is the source of this 772-nucleotide messenger RNA. Its product is annotated as dynein light chain 1, cytoplasmic-like. The transcript has 2 exons. The record is from RefSeq and is a predicted model, not a curated record. Gene Ontology annotation, cellular component: dynein complex. Gene Ontology annotation, molecular function: dynein intermediate chain binding; dynein light intermediate chain binding. Gene Ontology annotation, biological process: microtubule-based process. NCBI's taxonomy places the organism in Eukaryota, Metazoa, Mollusca, Bivalvia, Myida, Myidae. The coding region runs from base 143 to 412 and encodes 89 amino acids.
CGCCUGUGCAGCCCAAUGAAAGACUGGGUGUCGGUAUGUGACGCAAACUACACACCCAUUGACUAAUAGGACAUGUUCAUAACGAUUUAAAGCAAGGAUAAGGGUAUUUGGCUUAUAAAAUCUCCAGGAUAAAUCUGCAAACAUGGGAGAAAGGAAAGCUGUCAUUAAAAAUGCUGACAUGUCAGAGGAAAUGCAGCAGGAUGCUGUAGACUGCGCGACUCAGGCCCUUGAGAAGUACAACAUUGAGAAGGACAUUGCCGCCUACAUCAAGAAGGAAUUCGACAAAAAGUACAACCCGACAUGGCACGCAAUCGUUGGCCGCAACUUUGGAAGCUAUGUGACCCAUGAAACGAAACAUUUUAUCUACUUUUAUCUUGGACAAGUUGCCAUUUUGUUAUUCAAAUCCGGAUAAACAUACAAUUAACUAGUUCACAUAUAAGCCACGAUCUCAUUGCUCUUCAACAAAAUUCUAAUCUUUUCUGGUGGUUUCUGUGUAUCCCUGAUUAGUCAGUUCAUUUCAUAAAUUAAACAUGAACAACCUUUUAAACUAAUUAAACGCUACUUCAUGCCGAGCAUCGGAGUGUAAUAUUUGAAGUGUUCAUAAGAAGUGGGUUUUACCAUUGCAUCGCAAGCUUGUGUAAAACACUCAUUCGUGGUAGUGUUGUUACUGUAUAAACUAAGGAUCAAGCAUACAUUGGUCAUAUAUUAAUUAUUAUGCAAUAGUUUAUUUGUAUAUAGUAUUUUGUUACUGUUAUUAAACUUUGAACUUUAA